UUAGUAAGCAUUGAAUUGUAAUGUACGCAACACCUAACAUUAAUUGCGAAAAUAAUAUAAUCUCAGUAAAACAAUUCUUUACCAAAAAAGUUAUUGUGUGAUUAAAGAUGGCGCCGACAACUAUAGCUGAGGAUAGGCUGCAGUCGGGACACCGGCUGUCGCAUCCUCCGCCCGGAGACGAGGUCCUCAUCACAGGCGUGUCGGGAUACUUCCCCGACUCGGACUCCGUCAUACACCUGCAGGAAAACCUUUUUAAUAAGGUAGACUUAGUAAGUAAUGAUGCUCGUCGUUGGAAGCUGGUUCACCCUGAGAUCCCGCAUCGUACGGGCAAGAUCAACAACCUCAAUAAGUUUGACGCAUCCUUCUUCGGUGUGCACUACGAACAGGCACACACUAUGGAUCCCAUGUGCAGGAUGCUGUUGGAAAAGGCGUAUGAAGCUAUCAUUGAUGCUGGUAUGAACCCUAAAGAACUCCGCGACAAAAAAGUCGGCGUGUUUAUUGGAGCGUGCUUCUCAGAAUCAGACAAAAUAUGGUUCUACGACAAGAUGCAAAUCAAUAAUCAUGCUAUUAGUGGAUGCUCUCGAGCAAUGCUGGCCAACCGUAUCUCCUACUGGUUGGGAGUGACUGGUCCCUCGUACACCGUAGACACGGCCUGCUCCAGCUCCUUCUAUGCAUUGGUGCAUGCUUAUAGAGCCGUUCGGGAGGGUUAUUGUGAUGCUGCCAUUGUUGGUGGAAACAACUUGUGUCUCCAUCCUUACGUGUCAUUGCAGUUUGCCAGAUUAGGAGUAUUGUCGCUUGACGGUGCUUGCAAGAGUUUCGACAAUAGCGCUAAUGGUUAUGCUCGUUCCGAAGCGAUAGUUGUCGUCUUAUUGCAGAAAGCUAAGGAUUCUAGGAGGGUUUACGCUCAGAUGAUUCAUGGCAAGACUAACUGUGACGGUUACAAAGAACAGGGUAUCUCGUACCCGGCGAGUAUCAUUCAGAAGCAACUAUUGAAAGAGUUCUACGAGGAGUGCGCCAUUCCUCCGUCUGUAUUGGAGUAUCUGGAGGCUCAUGGCACAGGUACUAGAGUGGGUGAUCCUCAAGAGUUGCAGGCUAUUGACGAGAUCUUCUGCACCGGCCGCAAUGAACCACUACUGAUUGGUUCUAUCAAAUCCAACUUGGGGCAUAGCGAGCCUGCCUCCGGUCUCUGCUCUAUUGCUAAGAUGUGCAUAGCUUACAAUACUGGUUAUAUUCCGCCUAACAUUCAUUUUAAAACGCCUCGUGAAGGAGUAGCAGCCCUGGCUGAGAACAGGGUGUCAGUGGUGACUGACAAGACUCCUUGGGGCAGAGGCAUGUCAGGAGUCAACAGCUUCGGAUUCGGAGGAGCCAACGCUCACGCUCUGUUGAAGGAUGUCGCUAGAGCGAAGGUCAACCACGGUAUACCAUUAGACGACCUACCUCGUCUAGUCUGCGUGUCAGGACGUACGGAGUCAGCAGUAGCUAGGAUCCUGGAUGACCUAGAGUCCAGGACAGUUGACGUUGAUCUGAUUCGUUUACUACACGCUAUUCAUGCUGCUGACAUAGCAGGGCAUGGUUUUAGAGGAUACACUUUGUUGGGUUCAACCCCAACCAAAAGCGUGUCGCUAGCACGAGAGAUCCAAUACUUUUCCGGAGUGCGUCGCCCAGUGUGGUUCGUGUACUCCGGUAUGGGCUCCCAGUGGGCCGGCAUGGCCAAGGAGCUCAUGAGGAUCCCCGUCUUUGCCGCUGCUAUUGAGAAGUGCCACAAAGCUCUAGAACCUAAAGGCAUCAACCUGACGAAGAUCGUCACUGAGAACGACCCCAAGAUCUACGACAACAUCCUCAACUCCUUCAUUGGUAUCGCCGCUGUACAGAUCGGUCUCACUGAUGUACUGAAGACUAUUGGCAUUGAACCUGACUACGUCAUUGGUUACAGUGUUGGUGAUUUUGGUUGUGCAUACGCUGAUGGUUGUUUAACUACAGAGGAAGUGAUAUUAUCCGCUUACAACAGAGGUCUAGCAUUAGUGAAUAAACCUUACUUCAAGGAUUCAAUGGCUGAUAUCAGUAUUGGAUACCAUCAGGAAGUGGUUAAAAAUUUCAAGCGAUCGCGUUCAGAGAAAUGGGUGUCCAUGCCAUUACUGAAGGCGAAAUGUGAAAAUGUGAAAUCAUCCGCCCAAAGUUACACGUAUGGUGUUGAAACUCCCGAAUUAUUCGAGGAGACAGCUCGUCUGAUCCACGCUAACGCGAUCACCAUCGAGAUCGCCCCCCACGGCCUGCUGCAAGCUAUCCUGCGCAGGUCUCUGAAGAAGGACGUCGUCAACGUCGCUCUGACACAGAAGGCCCACCCGGACAAUGUCCAGGUUCUGUUCACUGCCUUCGGAAGGCUGUAUGAGGCCGGUCUGCAUCCACAUCUAGCCAACAUCUACCCACACGUGCCAUUCCCCGUGGCACAGGGUACGCCUAUGCUUGCCCACCUCGUUGAAUGGGAGCAUAGUGAGAACUGGUUUGUACCAUCAUACAAUGACCUGGACAAGAUGAAGGUUGAUGAGAGGACGGUUUGGAAGUCGAUUGAGGAUGAUGAAACUGAGUAUAUGACUGGUCAUGUCGUUGAUGGUCGUAACUUGUACCCUGCAACUGGCUAUCUGCUCCUAGUAUGGGAGACCCUCGGUAUGAUGAUAGGAGAACCAUACACUGAAGUAUCAAUAGUCUUUGAAAACGUGCGCUUUCAGAGAGCCACCAACAUUCCCAAGGAAGGUUCUCUGGAGUUUACCAUUACCAUCCACAAGAAAAGUGGGAACUUUGAGAUCUUUGAGAGUGGUGCUUCCAUUGUGACUGGUCGUAUCUACGCCAAGAAGAAUGUCAGUCGAGAGUUUAGGGUACUCCCACACUCUCCAGAAGUUAGAAAUCCUGCUUUCAAACAUUUGCUGACUAAAGACUUCUACAAAGAACUGCGUCUCAGAGGAUAUCAAUACAGCGGCCUUUUCCGUGGCGUCCUCGGUUGCAACGUCGACGCUACCCGCGGUCGUAUCGCUUGGUCUAACAACUGGGUCACCUUCAUGGACUGCAUGCUGCAAAUGAUGAUGAUCGGCCAAGACACCAGGGGUCUCUUCGUACCCACCAGGAUUGAGAAGCUCUCCAUCGAUGCUCCCAUGCAUUGUAAUGCGAUAUCAAAAAUGAAUCCGGAUUCGGACAGAAAGUCUUUUGAGGUUCGUGUGUACCCAGAAGUCAACGUUAUCAGAUCUGGUGGUAUCGAAAUCCGGGGUCUUCAUGCUACACCCAUUACUAAAAGACAACCUCUAGGCGUACCCGUGUUAGAGAAAUAUGAGUUCAUCCCCAACUUUGGAAAAUCUAAGAUGAAGACUGGAGAUAUUCUUCGAGCGAACAUCCAGCUGGUUCUCGAGAACAUUCAAACACAUAAAGUCAAAAGCAUUGAGUUAGUCGACGAAGAAUACAAGAAGAAUGACCUAAAGCCCAUCUUAGAAAGUAUUGGACAAAUGCUUGGAGAUCUACCCUACAUGCAGGCUGAACUAUUGAUGGUUUCCAAGGAGCCCAUCGAGGUUCCUUACAACAUUACCGUCAUUGAAAAUAGGAAGCUAGUUGGAGAAAGUAACACAGCGCUGUUUGUUGGUGCUAACCUACUUGGUAGACCUGAGAUCCUUCACCAAGCAGCCGGUACCCUACGUGACAAGGCCUUUAUAAUGAGUCGUGAAAAGGACUACCCUAAGAAAAUCACCAACAAAUACGACAUCGUGACUGUUUAUGAUACAGGCUUUGAAUAUAUGGUGCUUUUAAGAAACCGUGUAGAAGUCAAACCAGCCAAGUUCAUUAGAAUCUUAGCUGCUGAUGAUAGUUUCUCGUGGGUAGACAAAGUCAAGGAAGAACUCAAUGAAGGCCAGAAAGUGGUACUUUACGCUCAAGAUGAACCUAUCAACGGUAUCUUAGGAUUAGUGAACUGUUUGAGGAAGGAGCCUGGUGGUGAGAUCGUGUAUGGUCUCUUUAUUUCUGACCCAUCUGCUCCGCCGUUCAACCCUGACUUGGAGUUUUAUGAAGAACAGCUGAAAAAGGAUUUGGCUUUCAACGUAUAUAAGGAUGGCCAAUGGGGGACUUAUCGUCAUCUUCUCUUGGAUGACUUAGAAACAGUUCCCGCAAACCACGCCUAUGUCAAUGCCCUUACCAUCGGAGAUCUUUCCUCGCUGACAUGGGUCGAAGGAACCAUCAGGGACAACCAUGUGUUCAAGGACAAAGAAAAAAUGCUUAUUCACGUAUACUGCGCUGCCUUAAACUUCCGCGACGUCAUGACGGCUAUUGGUCGUGUCACAGUCGAUGCUAUUGAUAGCGGUCGUCUUGCACAGGAAUGCGUUAAAGGCAUUGAAGUAGUCGGAAAGACCGUCAACGGUACUCGUGUGAUGGGAGAUGUCCGUAACCGUGGCAUAGCGAACUUGGUUGAGGGAGACAGGCUGAGCUUGUGCCCCAUCCCUGACGAGUGGAGCUUCGAAGAAGCGGCUACUGUACCUGUCGCUUAUAAAACUGUGUAUUACGCUAUGUUCAUGUUGGGUGAGAUGCAACGUGGAGAGUCCAUCCUCAUCCACGCAGGUUCUGGCGGAGUAGGACAGGCCGCCAUCAACGUGGCGCUCUACUACGGCUGCGAGGUCUUCACCACCGUCGGUACUGCGGAGAAGAGAGCCUUCAUCAAGAAGCUGUUCCCACAACUUAAAGACAGCCACAUCGGUAACUCUCGUGAUACUUCUUUUGAAGACAUGAUCAGACGUGAGACCAACGGUAAAGGUGUCGACCUGGUGCUCAACUCUUUGUCUGAUGAUAAACUACAGGCCUCCGUCCGCUGCCUGGCAUUUAGAGGUCGUUUCCUCGAGAUCGGCAAGUUCGACAUCAGUAGCAACACUGCCAUUGCCUUAUACUUCAGAACAAAGGAAAUCAGCUUCUACGGUGUCAUGUUGAACUAUAUUUACAAGCAGGACAUCAAAGUCAGAAAGCGUUUGCAAGAUCUACUUCUGAACGGCAUUGAAAAUGGCGCCGUCAGACCUCUGACUUACUGCACGUUUAAGGCCAACGAAGUGGAAAAUGCCUUCCGUUACAUGGCUGCCGGUAAACACAUUGGAAAGGUGAUCGUUAAAAUCCGUGAAGAAGAGCGCGGCAGUGGUCCUGUUAGACCAGUCCCGACACCUAUUGAUGCUGUACCUAGGUAUAUCUGUCAUGAAGACCACGUGUAUGUAUUGGUCGGUGGUCUCGGAGGCUUCGGGCUGGAGCUGGCUGACUGGCUCAUCAUAAGAGGCGCAAGGAAGAUUUUGCUCAAUUCCCGCAGAGGCAUCACCAACGGAUACCAGUCAUCACGAUUGAGGACCUGGGCAACAUACGGUGCUGACGUCCAGAUUUCAACACAUGACGUCACCACUGAGACUGGAUGCGAAGAAAUGCUUAAGAUGGCACUCAGUAUGGGACCUGUACAUGCUAUCUUCAACUUGGCAGUCGUCCUUAGUGACUCUAUCUUCGAAAACCAAACUCCAGAAAGCUUUAAAAUAUCGUUCUCACCAAAGGGGCUUGGUACCAUACAUUUGGAUAAACUGUCGAGGAAAUUGUGUCCAGACUUAGAAGAUUUUGUGAUCUUCUCAUCUGUAUCCUGUGGUCGUGGUAAUGCUGGUCAGACCAACUACGGUUACUCUAACUCUGUGAUGGAGAGGAUCUGUGAAGAGAGGAAGAAGCUUGGCUUCCCAGCCCUGGCUAUGCAGUGGGGAGCUAUUGCAGAUGUAGGUUUGGUAGCCGACUUGCAAGAAGAAGACAUCCAGCUGGAGAUUGCCGGCACCCUGCAGCAGAGGAUAUCUUCUUGCUUGAGUGUUCUCGACAAGCUCAUGAAGCAGGAUGUCCCCAUCGUGUCAUCCAUCGUGGUAGCUGAGAAGAAGGCUGGAGCCGAAGGAUGUACCAAUGCAGUAGAUGCAGUGGCACAAAUUUUGGGUAUCAAAGAUUUGAAGACGGUAUCACAACAAAGCACUCUGGCUGAGUUGGGUAUGGACAGUAUGAUGGCUUUAGAGAUCAAUCAGACUCUGGAGAGAGAAUUCGAGAUUUUCCUUACAGCUCGAGAUAUUAGAACCUUGACAUUCACGAGACUAGCAGAGCUUACAGAACGACAUGAAGCUUCAUCCUCUGCAUCAGCAUCUAACCCUACUAACCUGGAAGGCGUUGGUCUUCGUGUGUUGAUGAGGAACUUUGGAGAUAAGAAAACCGCUUCAGAACCUUAUGUGUAUAUGCCUACCAUGGUCAGCGAUGGAAUCGAGGCGAGUGUAUACUUUAAGGAUGAGGGACUAGAGACUACCCACGCUAUGGACCGCGUGAUGUUCAUGCUGCCAGGGAUAGAAGGCUAUGCAGCAACGCUGGAGCAGCUCUGUAGAGGACUAGAGAUCAAAGCUUGUGUGCUACAGCUCGGUGUGGACCACAAGAAUGAGAACAUGGACCAGAUGGUCAACAGGUUAUACAAGACGGUGAUCUCGAAGCUAACACCUGGUGCUCCAUUCUGGCUUCUGGGAUACAGUUACGGUUCUCUCCUCACUUUGGAGCUGGCUUCGAGGUUGGAGGAAGCAGGUUUCAAGGGAACAGUGUUCUGUCUGGACGGUGCCCCUGAUUUCCUCUACGCUAUAAUUUCGAAGACCAUGAACAUUAACAAUGACUUCCAACUGCAGAACAGCUUGCUAUGUCAGGCUGUGAGUAUUGUUGCCCCUACCCUAGAUGUUGCCAACGAGGUUACGGACAAACUCAAUGAAAUCGAGUCUUAUGAAGAAAGAAUUGCUUUGGCGGUCAAAAUGACACCGAUACAGAACAAAUAUUCAGACGAGUUCUUCGCGAACAUCGCUAGAGCUUGCUUCGACAGGCUGAAGACCAUCCUGGACUUCGACCCGAAGGCCUUCAGGAAGCUGCAGUCCCCCGUCAUCCUCCUUCGUCCCAAGGAGAACCCGUCCUUCGUAGCGGUAGAAGAGAACUACGGACUCGACAAGUACACGGAGAACAGUGUCACCGUGCACUUCCUGGAGGGGAACCACGUGUCCAUCAUUGAGAACAAGGACUGUGCCAACAUCAUCAACAGGGUCUUGGUCGAGAACAAAGAAGGGACGAGCAGCUCAUAACUUAAUACUAGUGGUCGCCUAGUGGUCGAAAUUCGACCAUAUACGAUUUAAUUUACAAUACCACUUAACAUACGUUCAAGGAUAUUUUUUAUUUAACUCAAACUCAAACAAACUCUUUUAUAAAACUCUAUUCAUAUGAGACGUCAGAAUAUCAUCGCAAUGUCUAUUGAUUUUGACGUUUUGUCAAAUACGAUCAGAUACUAUGCAUGUGUGUGUAAUGUUUUAUUUAUUGAUUUAAUGUACUUUAUAAGCAUUAUUUUUGAAAAAUAUUAGCGUAUUGCACUCAUCCUACACAUAAACUAUAAGUGUACCAAAUUUUAUGCUCCUACGUCCGCGCAAUUUUCGUAAAAAGCGGUCCAAAGUUUUUGCUUCACGUAUUAAUAUAUAGACUUAAUAUAUGUUUAGUAUUGUAUGUAAGCAGAACUUGCAUUGUAGACAAUUCCAAUAAAAAAAUAUUUCGUAAUGAAAUUUUAAAUCAUUAAAAAUUACAAUCUAACUAUAAUGUGGUUAUAGAUCUGCCAUUAAAUUGUUGAAUUUAACCUGUUUAUUAGUAGUCAAUAAACUGAUAGCCUUAAGAUCUGUCUGCGGACGGCGAACAAGGGUAGCUCGUCGCCCGACCUGGUUCUGGUCGGUAUGUGUAUGUAUGACCUGUGCGUAUGGUGUGCCGCGUUCCACGCGCACCUCAUAGAGCCAUCAGACCACUACAGAUGGGGUCCAGUAGGGUUGAUGCCCGAUCCGGAGCUGCGGGUUUAUUUUACUGAAUUAAUUAUUGUUUACACAAAUAAUUAAACAGUUUAUAGUUUUGAAGUUAAUAAACAUUUGUUUUCUGUA
Molecule: messenger RNA, 7958 nt
Organism: Spodoptera frugiperda (fall armyworm)
Lineage: Eukaryota; Metazoa; Arthropoda; Insecta; Lepidoptera; Noctuidae
Product: fatty acid synthase-like
Exons: 38
Coding region: 108-7127 (2339 amino acids)
Biological process (GO): fatty acid biosynthetic process
Molecular function (GO): 3-oxoacyl-[acyl-carrier-protein] synthase activity; phosphopantetheine binding; oxidoreductase activity
Source: RefSeq, a predicted model, not a curated record